AUGAUAUUCCUUGGAUUGUGCAUUUACUCCUCUCCCUUCCGACUCUGUACAGUACAAAAGUAUCGAUCCCUGGGAAGUCGCCCCAACGUCACGGCAUCCGUUCCUUCAACCGCUGAAUUACAGGGAGGCACUGGCUAUUCUCGUGCAAUGCGUUCCGGCGCGCUGCGCAAUCCCCAAAUCACCCAGCAGCGACGCCCAGCGCCUCUCUGGCAGCAGUUAGCUCUAGGCGGUUCGUCAUGCGGCCUUGCUACAUCUGUUACGCACCCGAUUGAUACUAUCAAGCUCCAUAGAAACGUGUUCCACAGUAUAUAUCGUAUCGCGAAGGACGAUGGCGUCGCGUCGCUGUGGAUAGGGACUGGACCCGCCGCAAUGCCCGCAGCACUGCUCACAUCGUCGCAGCUCGCAACGUACGACCAAAGUAAGCACAUGCUAAAGCGCGUGACGGGAAUUCAGGAAGGCCUUCUUGCGCAUUUCGGCGCCGCCAUCACUGCGGAGCUGGUGACUAUGACCGUAUCGACGUCCGCCGAUGUGGUCAAGUCGGUCGUGAUGAGUUCUAAACCGCAGGUGGAGGUGCGAAAAUGCGUGGAACAUAUUUAUCGAAAUGAAGGAGCCCUUGGUUUCAUGCGGGGGUGGACGGCCAAUUACGCACGACUCGGACCGCCUACGUUGCCCACAGUGAUUGCCUAUGAAAAUUUGCGCACAGCGGUUGGCUGGAGCAGUUUGUGA
Messenger RNA from Chondrus crispus (carragheen), 726 nucleotides. RefSeq lists its product as hypothetical. Lineage: Eukaryota; Rhodophyta; Florideophyceae; Gigartinales; Gigartinaceae. The record is from RefSeq and is a predicted model, not a curated record. The transcript is spliced from 3 exons. Bases 1 to 726 code for a protein of 241 amino acids.